Molecule: messenger RNA, 2255 nt
Organism: Seriola dumerili (greater amberjack)
Lineage: Eukaryota; Metazoa; Chordata; Actinopteri; Carangiformes; Carangidae
Gene: scamp1
Product: secretory carrier membrane protein 1
Exons: 9
Coding region: 114-1127 (337 amino acids)
Biological process (GO): protein transport
Cellular component (GO): trans-Golgi network membrane; recycling endosome membrane
Source: RefSeq, a predicted model, not a curated record
CCGUGUCAUCGCCUCAAACCGAAACGGUGAUUUUUUUGUGGCAGCUAGCCUAAACUUUGGUUUUAGAUAUCAGCUCUGUGGCACAUUGAACGAUAAGGACACAAAUAAGGAUAAUGUCGGAUUUCGACAGCAACCCGUUCGCGGACCCGGACCUCAGCAGCCCGUUUCAGGAUCCAUCAGUGACCCAAGUAAGACAGGCGGUUCCUCCUGGGCUGGAGGAGUACAAUCCCUUCACAGAUGCCAAACCAGCACCUGCGGGUAUGGCGCCCAAGGCUGCUGCACCCACCAUCAACACACAACCCGCCAUCAUGAAGCCCACAGAGGAGCCUCCGGCCUACUCGCAGCCUCAGGCGCAGGAGCAGACGCGAGCAGCUGCUGAGCUCCUGAGGCGACAGGAGGAGCUGGAGAGGAAGGCUGCAGAGCUGGACCGCCGGGAGAGAGAGAUGCAGUCACUCAGUGCUUCAGGAGGCAGGAAAAACAACUGGCCCCCCCUCCCGGAGAAGUUCCCCGUGGGCCCCUGUUUCUACCAUGACAUUACUGUGGACAUCCCUGUAGAGUUUCAGAAGACGGUCAAGAUCAUGUACUACCUCUGGAUGUUUCACACUGGGACGCUGCUGGCUAACAUGGUGGGCUGCCUGGCCUGGUUCUGUGUGGAUGCAACACGCGGGGUGGACUUCGGCUUGUCCAUCCUCUGGCUCAUGCUCUUCACCCCCUGCUCGUUCGUCUGUUGGUACAGACCGCUUUACGCAGCGUUCAGGAGUGACAGCUCAUUCAGGUUUUUCAUUUUCUUCUUCGUGUACAUCAGUCAGUUCGCCGUCUACGUUAUCCAGUGUAUUGGCAUCGCCGGUUGGGGCGCCAGUGGGUGGAUCUCGGCUUUGACCGGCCUGAAUCGCAGCAUCCCAGUGGGCAUUAUCAUGAUCCUCAUCGCUGCUCUCUUUACGUCGCUGGCUGUCAUGUCCCUCAUCAUGUUCAAAAAGGUCCAUGCGAUGUACCGGACCACCGGCGCCAGCUUCGAGAAGGCGCAGCAGGAGUUUGCCACGGGCGUCAUGACCAACAAGACGGUCCAGACGGCCGCCGCUAAUGCCGCCACCAGGGCUGCACAAGGAAACUUCAAGGAGCAGAUCUGAUUGGCCCAGAGAGCUCCCUCAUCCCUCCGUCCACCCUCCGUCCACCCCCCUCCUCCUUCCUCCUUCCACUUCUCACAAACGCAGCACCCAGCUUCGACCGAGCCAAGUGCCCUGUUUGAACACGCAGAGUGUCGUCUAACCUUCUGACAAUGUGGGAGUGGUUUUAUGUAACGGCAGUACAGUCACCUCUGAUCUGAGAUCUGAGUGUGAGAGAGAAAACCACCACUGGGAUCAUUCAAACAGGGUCACAGCUCUGUCCCGCUGUCCUCCUCCUCCACCUGCCACCCGGCAACAUUGUACAUUCUCAUCUCUGACUCUGGGAACCCCUCAUCUACGCUGCACUCCCACCACUCAACCAGCGUUGAUCAACUUUAUUUUUUUGUGUGGGUGUGUGUGUGUGUGUGUGUGUGUGGCCAAGUAAAUGCAUAUUUGUGUGCCUGUUUAAACGUCGGUGCCGCCUCCAGGCCUGUAUGUCCAAGUUCGACUUUCUGAAGUUGCAGGGGGCGUUUCCCACCAUCAGCUGUCUCAGAAGUUCUGUGUGUUCGGGCCUUUCUUUAAUUUAUCAACCUUAAUCACUACUUCCUGUUUUAAAAAUUAAUUUAUUAUUGGACAAGUGGAAGUCAUCUCGUGCUCUCUAGUUGUCGCUGAAUGCACACGCAGCAGAUUUACUUUUUUGCUGUUUUCCAUGAGUACAUAACACUGCUGCCCCCCAGUGGAGGGACGUUGUAUUGUUGAAGAUGAAUGCUGUGCAUUCCAGUUCACUGCCUUGCCUUCUAGUGUUUGCUUUCCUCAGAAUUGGGUUUUAAGAGAGUGUGUCGUCGUGGUCCUUAAAGUGAUGCUUCACCCAAAGUCUCAUCUGUUAAGUAUCAAACACUCCCCCCUGUAGACUGUAAGGCUAAUGAUUUUUGCUGUGUCUAAUAAUCUACCGGUUAAUUAUUAAGUCAUUAUGUUUUAUGUCCGUCCGUCCAUUCGCUCCGUUCUUGUAAAUGUCAAAUCUCAGUAACGCCGCGAGGGAACAUCUUCAAAUUUCGUGCAAAUGUUCAUUUGGACUGAAAGAUGAACUGAUUAUAUUUUGGUGGUGAAAGGUGAAAGGUCAAGGUCACUGUUACCUCACAAAGCGCAAAUUCA